Molecule: messenger RNA, 1632 nt
Organism: Drosophila takahashii
Lineage: Eukaryota; Metazoa; Arthropoda; Insecta; Diptera; Drosophilidae
Product: gastrula zinc finger protein XlCGF26.1
Biological process (GO): regulation of transcription by RNA polymerase II
Cellular component (GO): nucleus
Molecular function (GO): DNA-binding transcription factor activity, RNA polymerase II-specific; RNA polymerase II cis-regulatory region sequence-specific DNA binding; zinc ion binding
Source: RefSeq, a predicted model, not a curated record
GUGCGAUCGUGGGGAACACAAACCAAUGGAAUAAAAUAAACGAAUAGAGUAAAACUCGAUUUAACGGAACAGAAGCGAAUAAAAUGAUCUGUCGCCUGUGUCUGAACGCGCUGGACGAGCAGAGCGCGGUGGUGCUGUUCGGCGGGUCAGCUGGCUCCUCCUCCGCCGCCGCCGGAGCAAGUGCAUCCGCGGAGCAUCCGCCGGAGGACGAGGAGGAUGGGGCGAAGCGAGAGCUGCCGGAGAGCUACCUGGUCCAGCUGAUCUCGAUUCACCUGUACCUCUGCCUCUCCCGCGACGACGCCAUCUCCACCUGCAUCUGCACCGAGUGCUGCUCGCAGCUGGAGAGCUUCCACAACUUCUGGAAGCUGGUGGAGCUCAAGCAGACGACGCUGUGCAGCCAGUUCCUGGCCAUCGAUUGCGAUGUCAACUGGUCGGAGGAGGGCACCGAGCUGCUGGAGGAGCCUCUGGUGGCUCCCGUGGAGCUGGAGCCGGAGCCCAAGGUGGUCACGCCCACGACGGCCAACAAGUUCCCCUGCAUGUUCUGCGAGAAAUCCUUCAAGAUGCGCCGCUACCUGGAGGAGCACAUAGCCACGCACACGGGCGACCGGCCCAUUGCGUGUCCCUACUGCGAGAUGGCCUUCCGCUGCCGCUCGAACAUGUACACCCAUGUGAAGGGCAAGCACACCAGCCAGUGGCUAAAGGCGCGCGAGGAGCGGGAUGCGGCCAAGUCGGGUCAGAGUCACGCGGCCACGGAGGUGGCUCCCCUACCGCUGUCCGUCAUCCACAGUGAGCCCGGCGAGGUGGCCAUCAACCUGAGCCUGGCGAAGACCCCGACCAACCGCAGCAGUCGCCGCAAGACGCACUCGCCCAAGAAGGUGCAGCCUACGAAGGGCAGCGAUGCCAGCGACGCGGAGGAGGAGGAGUCGCCGCAGAAGCGGCUCAAGGAGAACGAGCUGAUGCUGGCCAACUACAAUGCGGUGGCGGCGGCAGUGGCCGCCCUUUCCGCUAGUAAUCCUCCUCCGCCGGUUGGCCAGCCCACCGAUAGCCUGCAGCAGCGACUGCAGCAGGAUCAGCUCUUUGCAGGAACGAGUAGCGCAACAACGAUGACGACGCUCUUUAGCCAUCCGCCAGCGGAGACGUCUGCCCUUAUCCCUGUCGCUCCAGUUUCCCCGGCCAUCUGUCUCAAUUGCGGCGAGCUUCCCGGCCAGAAUCACCGCUGCCUGAGCAAGCCCAAAUAUGCCUGCGAUGUGUGCGGCAAGUGCUUCAAGAUGAAGCGCUAUUUGGAGGAGCACUUUGCCACCCACACGGGCGUCAAGCUGCACACCUGCGCCUUCUGUCCCACGGAGUUCCGGUCCAAGUCGAACAUGUAUCACCACACGAAGCGCAAGCACAAGGCGGAGUGGGAGCGAUCGCGGGCCACGCGCUCGGCGGCCAAGGCGUCCAGUCAGUCCAGCCAGGCUGGAGUCCAGGAUGUGGCUCAGCCGGGAGCUCUCUAGGAUUUAUAUAUAUAUAUUUUUUGCCUAUUAGCCAUACCGAAUACCGAUUGUACUUACGCCUCUAUUGUGUAUACUCUUCUCGUUCUCUAGAAUGCCUUGGUUAUAAAAAGUAAACAUUCACUCUUAAUUCUUACAA